Molecule: messenger RNA, 198 nt
Organism: Paramuricea clavata
Lineage: Eukaryota; Metazoa; Cnidaria; Anthozoa; Malacalcyonacea; Plexauridae
Source: the annotation of a GenBank genome assembly
GAUGAUCCAGACUCAGAAAUUGACCUGCAAAGAUCAUCCAAGUUCCCUAAAUUGGUCCUUGGAGCAGGGAUCGAAAUAUGUAACCUGAAUUCUGCAUUCAUCAGCGCAGAAGGAGAAAAUAUUGUUAAGUUUGGAGAUGCCGUGACAAUUGACAUGCAGCGCCCUCCUCACACUCCACGCUGCCUACUAUGUUUUUAA